AUGAAUGGCUCCCUGCCUCCCCUUUCUUCCAUUCCCUCGACUACCUCCGCCAUCACCAACAACAACAACACCACCACCACCACCACCACCACCACCACAACAGCAGCAACCUCUUCUACUUCCACGACCGCCAACAACACCACCACCACAACACCCACCCCUACCAUCUCUUCUUCGUCUUCCUCCUUUAGGAACAAGUUUAAACCUCGAAAAUCAGAGGAUUGGACUAUUUAUCGGGAGAUCAUUCAAAGUCUUUACCGCGACGAUCACUUGAAGCUUCGUGAUGUGAGGCAAUAUAUGCUCGAAAAUUAUAGCUUUGAAGCAUCAGAGAAACAAUACAAAGACCGCCUGGCUGCGUGGAAUGUUCGCAAAAACAUCAAGGCCAAAGAAGUCCAUAUCAUGCUCCGCAAGCAACAAAGGCGGGCUGCAGAGGGCAAGCGGACGGCGUUUCGAGUGGCUGGCAAGACGGUCGACACCAAGCGCAUCUCCCGCUUUGUCCGGAGAUAUGGCAACCACUGGGAACUGGAUGAUGCUCGUGAGAGCGUCCAUCCGAAUACCAUCCAUCCGAGCACCCCUACAGACAUCGAAUACUACACACCGGAGCCCGAUGAGAGAGCUAUGACCCUGUCGCCCUCGACCGAGACUCCAUCUCACGAUGACAGGCUCAAGCUCGAGCCACUCCCCGAGCCCGAAGUGGACCAUGCCCAACCUUUACCGGUUUCACCUACUCCCUCCGCGCCACCCAAGCCGCUGUCCAACGCCCUCCCUGACGAAGACUACUGGAAGGCGCUCGAUGUGUUUCAGGGCCAACUCUUGACCCUAUCCAGGACGCUUGACCAGACCAUGUCUCAAUUCACUUCUCCGCAUGACGAUCUAUCACAGUAA
Molecule: messenger RNA, 885 nt
Organism: Aspergillus japonicus CBS 114.51
Lineage: Eukaryota; Fungi; Ascomycota; Eurotiomycetes; Eurotiales; Aspergillaceae
Exons: 4
Coding region: 1-885 (294 amino acids)
Source: RefSeq, a predicted model, not a curated record